UUGCAGUUGAAAACAUAACAAACAUAAUUAUGAUAGAAAAAAUCUCACAUGAGUGCUGAAUUGGAACAUUGAACAUAUUCAAUUAAAUUGUCAGUCGUGAAAUGUUUUCGUGCUUCAGAAAAGAAAACGCCUCUUAAAAAUAGGAAUGAAUACAACAAUAAAAGCUACAAAUUCAAUGCUCUCGCAUUAGUUCAAUGAACCGUGAAUUCAAAAAGAAAUGUGCUGAAUUGAUGGCGUUUAAUUGUGAGGAAAGUUGAAAAUCCAAAGAGAAAAUAAUUAUGCAAAUAUCAUCAAGAGAAUGCUAAUGUGAAUAGAAUUUGCUACAAAGAAGAAUAAUAAUAAUAAAAAAUUGUUGUGUGAUGGAUUUCAUGUAUGCUCUCAAGUGCUCAAUACAUGACAAGUGUUAGCUGGAAGGCACAUCAAUCUUAUAACGAGCUAUUGUAGAAAUGCCGUGUGCUUUCAAGAGUUAUGGAUAUAUUAUGUUAAUGUUCUCACAUAUGGAAUAAAUUAAUUCAUCAUUACGAUACAUGAAUAUCGACAAUCACUUAACGCAAGUGUGUGAAAAUUGUGAAGCAUAAGUUGUCAAAGGUUGAACGAGUAUUAUCAUCGGAAGUAACAAUCAAAUUUUCAUCUAUGCCGUGUCGUACAACAGACAACAAUAUGACGGCAUCUUUAGUUCUGCUUUUCUUCUUGAUAUUGAACGCAGGCGCUUUUGCCGGUAAUGCAAGGAAAUUUAGAACGGAAUUCCUUCAAGACUUCCCUACGCCGGGCACAGGGCCUUAUUUUGACACAACUGUGUCAUCAAACGUGACGGGACUAGUUGGAAAAACAGUUCAUCUCAUAUGUAAAGUUAAAAACUUAGGAAACAGAACGGUAUCAUGGGUACGUCACAGAGAUAUUCAUCUUUUGACAGUAGGACGCUACACAUAUACAAGUGACCAAAGAUUUGAAGCGAUGCACUCACCACAUACGGAAGAGUGGACGCUUCGGAUUCGUUAUGCACAACGAAAGGAUUCAGGCAUUUAUGAGUGCCAGAUUUCCACAACUCCACCCGUUGGACAUUUCGUGUAUUUAACGGUUGUUGAGCCUGUCACAGAAAUCGUCGGCGGAGCAGAUCUAUUUAUUAAUAAAGGAUCAACAAUAAAUCUCACUUGUAUUGUUCGUUAUGCACCUGAACCACCACCAGCUAUGACUUGGUCGCACAAUAGAGAACGAGGCACAAAAAAAAACUCCACAACAAACUUUCUGCUCAUCCAUUUUUCUUGUGUAUAUUUUCAGACAAUUAAUUUUGAUUCACCACGCGGUGGAAUAUCAUUAGUUACAGAGAAGGGUGUUCUUACCACCAGUCGGCUGUUAGUACAAAAAGCCAUUCCAAGUGAUUCGGGCUUGUAUCAGUGCUUACCCAGUAAUGCCAACCCAGCGUCCAUUAGAGUUCAUAUAUUAAAUGAACAUCCCGCUGCAAUGCAUCAUGGCAAAGCAUCAACAUUAUCACUAGAAUAUAAUCUUCUGUUGCUUCUAUCGAUAACAUUCCUCUUCUAUAUCUCACCAAGCAUACGAUGGCGAAAUAAUUAUGCAACACUAAACACUUAGCUAAUUAAUUAUUCAGUUGAUGAGUAAUGAAUUAUUCAUAACUGGCAUUCAAUUAUAAUGCGUAUGCAUUUGAUCAUUUCUAUGCGUGAGUGUAUAAAAUGAAUUUAUCUACUUCUCUGAAGAGAACCAAAAACAAAGACAGAAACAAUUCGUAAAUUCGUUUGAAUUUAUCAAACAACUAUGUAUGAAACGAAUGAAGCGAUAAAUUCAUGAUAGAUAUUUAGAUACUUAAUUGAGAGGCCAUUGUAAUAUAUACAUAAGUAAUUAAAAUGGAUUUAUUCUGAAAAGUGAAUGUGUAAAUAAACUACAUAAUUGAC
Molecule: messenger RNA, 1907 nt
Organism: Clunio marinus
Lineage: Eukaryota; Metazoa; Arthropoda; Insecta; Diptera; Chironomidae
Source: the annotation of a GenBank genome assembly